AUGUCUCCAAAAAUAUACAUYAUCRCCGGCAACGAUGACCACCARUWUUGCGGUUCARUUGACCAGCCAGUGUGCGAURGCGUCGSAGGUCACAGGUCAUCAUCGGCUGCCGAUAUAUACGUAGGCAGUGGCCAUCGUAGUCGUCGCCGACGACGGUAUCUACUCUAUGACCAGAAUUUUGGCGAAGGCUUUAAUCUGAGACGCGAUGUCUACAUACGUAUGGCACUGUUGGUCCAUCGUUUGGGUCCCGACUGGACACUGGUUUUGCCCGAGUGGAGUCAUAUACCUCACUGGACAUCGGCGGCCGCCGACGCCGAUCGGCAGUCACCACACCAUAGACAAUGGCAAACCUAUUUUGAUGUGCAAAGUAUGAACCGAUUUGUACCGGUCAUCGARUACUCGGACUUUCUAUCCGAGAGUCAACUGAGCGCCGGUAGUAGUAGUAGUGUUGGUGACGAUGAGCACAGGGAUGCUAUAGUGGACGUCGUGUUGUGUUUGGAUCACUACGAGGACACGUUUGACGGCAAUAAYAUCAAUCAAUGGCACGAAAGGUACGACUUGAAGGAGUGUAUGGAUWGCAAACAUUUUCGYAAAGUCAGCGAUGGACGGGUAGUUAGCAAAUACGGUGGAACAGCAACGGACGGGUUAACCAUCAAACGGUUGGUGUGUCUUAGGAUUGAUGGCUAUGUGUCGACAUUGAAGCAGAUUAUAGACAAYGAAAAGCAAUUUGCGGACAAUUCGGUGAUAUAUAUAUCGCGCGCCGAAACUGUACUCAACGACGACUUCGGAACAGUUAUCUAUUGGACAGUUAGACGAAGUAUGAGAUUCAGUGGACAACUCGUAGAGAUAGCCGACCAGUUUCGUCGCGAAUCACUCCAGUCGGACGAUGUCAAYGAUAAGACACUGUUGGACAGUAACUGGCAAACGAUGCGGCGAACGGCCGGUCAGGCAAUCGGCGGUAAUUACCUAUCGGUUCACUGGCGUCGGCGAGACUUUGCCCGAUAUCGUAGUCAAGACAUACCCGACGUUCAAUGUGCGGCCAAACAGAUAGAAUGGGCACUACRGGAGUACCGUAUAGAUAGUCGGACAGUGUUUGUGGCCACCGAUGCACCGGCCRGCGAGUGGUCAGACCUACGGAGCAUUUUGCUCGGCCAUGACGUCCGAGUGCUGCGGUUUACUGCCGUGAUCAGACGGCGUGAUCAGCCCGUACUCAGCGACGGCCAGCUGGCCGUUAUUGACCAGUGGAUAGCAGCACACGGCCGCCUAUUUAUCGGUACCUAUGAGUCAACUUUUUCGUUUCGCAUACAAGAGGAACGGGAGAUACUCGGGUUUUGGCYCAAUACUACAUUUAACCGACUGUGCAGUCAAUGUGUSGACAAGUCGUCGUCGUCUAUGRUAUUAUGCAAACAGGAGUCUCAAUGGAAAAUAGUUUAUUAA
This is a messenger RNA of Oppia nitens, 1437 nucleotides long. RefSeq names its product GDP-fucose protein O-fucosyltransferase 2-like. The transcript has 2 exons. NCBI's taxonomy places the organism in Eukaryota, Metazoa, Arthropoda, Arachnida, Sarcoptiformes, Oppiidae. Gene Ontology annotation, molecular function: peptide-O-fucosyltransferase activity. Gene Ontology annotation, biological process: protein O-linked glycosylation via fucose. The record is from RefSeq and is a predicted model, not a curated record. The coding region runs from base 1 to 1437 and encodes 478 amino acids.